Messenger RNA from Ictidomys tridecemlineatus (thirteen-lined ground squirrel), 5647 nucleotides. It is a transcript of the gene Ehf, whose product is annotated as ETS homologous factor. Gene Ontology annotation, molecular function: sequence-specific DNA binding; DNA-binding transcription factor activity, RNA polymerase II-specific. The record is from RefSeq and is a predicted model, not a curated record. Lineage: Eukaryota; Metazoa; Chordata; Mammalia; Rodentia; Sciuridae. Gene Ontology annotation, cellular component: nucleus. Gene Ontology annotation, biological process: cell differentiation; regulation of transcription by RNA polymerase II.
CGUGACACUCCCAUUAAUAAGCUAGUGGUCUGGUGGUAAUGAAGGCCCCAAGGCUGAGAGAAGCGGGUGGAAAGUGGUUUUCUGGGGGAACGCUGGAGGUUGUUUCUGACUGCUGUCUUCUCCAGUUUAAAAAAAGAGAUGUUCAGAAGCUUCCUCUGACUUGGCUUGCUGAUGGCUGGGCGAUGAUGCCAUGGCUUAAUUGGUGUUGUUCACGAUCUCCAUUUGAGUGAUUGGUUUGGCUCUUUGUGGCCCUUUUGGACCUUCGCUCAUCAUGUGAUACUGACAAACUCAUGAGAAAUAGGAACACCACGAUGCUUGGAUUAGGACAGAAAUCACCCCUCAAACUUCUCAGGCCGUUCCUCCUGGGACCUCAGAUCCCCUGCUAGAACAUGAGCGAGUCUACACAGCCUGCUUUUGAGAUCAUGAUUCUGGAAGGAAGUGGUGUAAUGAAUCUCAACCCCAGCAAUAGCCUCCUCCACCAGCAGCCGACCUGGACAGACAGCUACCCCACGUGCAAUGUAUCCAGUGGGUUUUUCGGAAGCCAGUGGCAUGAAAUCCAUCCUCAGUACUGGACCAAGUACCAGGUGUGGGAGUGGCUUCAGCACCUGCUGGACACCAACCAGCUGGACGCCAGUUGCAUCCCGUUCCAGGAGUUCGACAUCAAUGGAGAGCACCUCUGCAGCAUGAGCCUGCAGGAGUUCACCCGGGCGGCGGGCACCGCGGGGCAGCUGCUCUACAGCAACCUGCAGCAUCUCAAAUGGAACGGCCAGUGCAGCAGUGACCUGUUCCAGUCCACACACAAUGUCAUUGUCAAGACUGAACAGACGGACCCUUCCAUCAUGAACACCUGGAAAGAAGAAAACUAUUUAUACGACACCAACUAUGGUAGCACAGUAGACUUGUUGGACAGCAAAACUUUCUGCAGGGCCCAGAUCUCCAUGACAACCACCGGUCACCUUCCUGUUGACUCGCCUGACAUGAAGAAGGAGCCAGAGCACCCUACAAAGUCCCACACCAAGAAGCACAACCCCAGGGGAACUCACUUAUGGGAAUUCAUUCGCGACAUCCUCCUGAAUCCAGACAAGAACCCGGGGUUGAUUAAGUGGGAAGACCGGUCUGAGGGCAUCUUCAGGUUCUUGAAAUCAGAGGCCGUGGCUCAGCUCUGGGGCAAAAAGAAGAACAACAGUAGCAUGACCUACGAGAAGCUCAGCCGGGCCAUGAGAUAUUACUACAAGCGAGAAAUUCUGGAACGGGUGGACGGACGAAGGCUGGUAUAUAAAUUUGGGAAGAAUGCUCGUGGAUGGAGAGAAAAUGAAAAUUGAGCAUCGACCCCCCCCAAGCACAAUCCAAAACACACCCGGAAUGACUCAUAGCCAGCCAAGGACUCCUGGACGUAAAUAUUUCAAAGACUAUUUUUCUCUGAUAUUUAUGUACCACGAGUGGAAAAAAAUAUAAAUAUAUAUAUAUAUAUAUGUAUAUAUAUAUCUACUUCGAGUGGGAAGAAGGAACACUACGGUUGAUAAAAGAUUAUUUUGUUACUUUGAAGUAUGUCCUAUAUGGGGAACCAACGUACACAGUUUUCUGUGAAAUACGACGCUGUAUGUGGUUGUGAUUUCUUUUUUUGCCUCUGUUGUGAAGUUCUUUCCUGCCACAAGAAUAACAAGGGGUGUGGCCUUGCGCUUCUUGCUGAGAGAAAGAAAAAUCAAAGGGCAUUAAAUGUUUUCAGGUGUGUGCAAAGUGAUUUAGGGGAAAAGGUGAGGAGUCUUCCACACAUCAGCAUCCAUAGGACCUUGCCAAGAGAGGUGGAUAUGGCUGUCAGGAUGAAGUGCAGGGUCUCAGAAGGACAGGAUGAAACCAGGAGGAUGCCAGGAAGUUUAACCUGUUAGGGCCCAGUGAGCAGAGAUUGGAGACUCCCCAAAUCCAGGGUGGGCUGCAAUCACUUAGGAUCACGUGACCUGGAAGGUCUCUGGGUGAGAAGAAUAAUGGUGAAGGGUUUUAUACUCACCCAGGGAUGAUUUACCUAUUCCCCCUUUCCCUCGGAUGGUUGGUGAAGAAAUGUCAACUGCUACAUCUGCUCACUUCUAGUUACUUAAGAGAGAGAGAGGUGAGUCUUGGUUAUUUUUAUUCUAGAUGAUUAAAAAUAGAAAAAUGGGGAAAAGGAGGUGUUGGUAGGAAAAUGACUAAGGCGUUUGCUCUUGGAUCUCUGUAGUUUAAGGUUUCUCAAUUGGCGCAGUUGACAUUUCAUUCUUUGUGAGAAGGGCUCUCCCAUGCAUUGCAGGAUGUAUAGAAGAAUUCCUUACCUCUACCCCAUGGAUACCAAUAGCAGUCCCCAGCUAUGACAAACUCAAAAUGUCCCCAGACAUCACCAGAUGUCCCCCAGGGGAACACAUUGACCCCCCUCAUGGAGAACCACUGAUUUAGCCAGUCAAGAUGAAGACGGUGAUUUAUUCCUGGAACAAAAAAGAUUUGUUAAGUUCUUUUAGUUCCUAAAAUGAAAGCAAGACUCUAAAAUUAACUUAUCUUUAUGUUUUAAACUGUUAGGGAUAAGGAAAGGAAAUAUUGAGAGGAAUUUCUUUUCAGAACUCAGAUGAGAGCCAAAGUCAGAUGAAUGAAAUGUAGUAAUGCAGGAAAAGCUACAAUACUACACCCGUGCACUGGAAUUUUAAGGCAGAGUAAAAAAAUUAUAAUGCAAAAGGAGAAUGUGUGUGUGUGUGUGUGUGUGUGUGUGUGUGUGAGAGAGAGAGAAAAAGAGAGAGAAUCUCCUAGGGAAAGCCCUCUUUGUAGGCAUCUUUCUUACAAUCUUUCUUAUUUUGGAUCAUCUCUUUCCUGUCUCCUCUGAACUCAUCCCAAAGUGAAAGGGUUAUUGCAUAGAUUUGCAUUCACAGAAAUGUUUCAAAAGAAAAAGAGAGGAAGAAUGAAAGAGAUACACAUAAAGUGCAGCUCAGGAGCAAGGAGUUGGAAACGACUUCCAUCAUGGGAUUAUUCUGGAAUACUUGAAGAUAGAUUUUGGAUCAUGCAAGCUGGGAGGGAUAUGAGUCUGUAGGUACCUUGAAAAUGGAUCAGGACCAGAUUCUUUUUGCAAUCUUUCUUUUUACCCCCCCUCACGCCCUUGACUUUCUCCUCUGCUCUGCCUCUAUCAUGAGCAAUGGGACAGGAAUGAAGAUAUGCCUCUAUAGGAGUGACCUUUAGCAACAAAUAGAGCCCCUGUCAUCAUGUCCUUCCUGACCAGGGAGUUGAGCAGUUCGUACCGAAGGGUUGCUAAGUGCUUAUAAUGUAUUCAAAGAUCUAGAUGUAAGAAGAAUUAAUAUCCUAAUUAUAAUGAGGACCAUUAAGCAUGGUGACCUUGGAACACCCUUGAGUGACCUUCUGAAAGGACAACCCAGUUCAUUUCAUUUCUGCCUGACUCGGUCACCUGUACAAAGGUUUUACUUGGUGUUACAAGUGAAAGUUACUGAGGGGGGCUGAGAAAAAUAACAACGGAACACCAAGGACCUUGACUGUGCAACCCAGAUCUUACUGCACAAAAGACACACCUUGUUUUUCAAGGCUGAAGAACCACGGGGCCUUCCCAGCAUUUGACUAUAAAUUACACAGAAUGAAUUAGACAUCCGGGUAUUUGAAGUGGUGUAAUACAUGAAUAUUUGUGUGUCUGUGCAUGUCUGAAUUGUGUGGAAUUAUUAGGGGCAUCUGCCAGUUCUCUCUGCUGUUCCUUUCCUGGCUUUGCUCCUCAUCUAAGGUGUCUACUAGAUCCCUCUCUGAGUUCAUUCUUCCUCAUAUCUGUAAAUUCCUCCCAGUGGGCUUUGGUUCUUGGUGCGACUUUUCCAUUAAAGAGCAAUCUUUGUCUGGGGAGUAGCAACUGGAGCAGUUCUGCAGAUAAAUAGCAGAUUGUGUUAUUUGUCGAAAGUGACAGUUUCUUGGCACCCAGUGCCUGUCUAAAUAGGCUGAAGUAUUAAGUUCUCGGCAUAUCGCUGUUGUCUCAGCUUGACUUUGCUGCCUUUUCUAUGUGCUGUUCGUGACUUGGAGAACUCAAGGUAACCGAGUCCUGCCAACUUGGGGUGUGAACAGAGUAUUUCCCACUGUAAUGUUGAAAGAUACAGCCAAAUCCUGUAGAGAAGCCCCCCUUUCUUUGGGGGGCCACGCAGCCUCUCACUGGAAGAGCUCAUCAGUGAUGAAUGUCCACCUGGGCACUGAACAUGGUCUCUUGGAACCUUCUGUAAGCCAAGGGCUCUAGCCCUCUCAGUAGGUAUAAAGUCAGGCAAUACACUGUUUAGUCUUCCCAAGACUUAGAUCAUCCUAGGUGCCUCUUUGACUUGAUAAAACUUGAGCAAGGCCCGUGGCUCGCAGGGACAUCCCACAGCAUCUUGAAAGUGCCACCUGAGAAGAGCAGAUCCAGGUUCUGAGCCUUCCUUUGCAUACACUGGUUUUUGUCUUGCUAGACUGUAAGCUCUUUGAGGGCAGGGACAAAGUCUCAUCACUAUUGUUUUCCUGGUAUCUGGCAAGAAACAGGUAGACAAUGAAUACUUGCUGGAUGAAUGAGUGAACGUCUUCUGGAAGAUUCCUUCAAGGAGGAGGCCCAAUCUAUAAUUGGAACAUGAAUGAUUUCUUCACUGGAAUAGGAACAUGGCAGCCAAAUCUUCGAGGACAUAUUAUCUAUGAUGAACAAUUUACUGUGACACUCCUUCCUUUGCUUUCUCACCUGGGCUGAAAUGAAACCCAAGCAGGUUUUUUGGUCCCACCAGUCAACAUACGUUGGCUGAGGAUUCUGUUGCCUUCCUUGGAACUGUGAGACCUACCUGGUUCAAGAUGCCAGUAAAUGAAUCCUUGACCUAUUUUAACCAAUGAAGAUUAUGAAUGUGUUUAUAUGAUGUCAGUGGCUAUUUAAGUGUAAAACAGUUUUAAGUUUUAGUAUUUGGGGGUUGGUUUUUAUUUUAUUUUUUUCUUCUUGAAAAAAAAUACCAAGGGAUCUUUUGAUAAGGUUAGUAAUGCCUAUUAGAUAUUAGUUUUGCAAGCGUGUUGUUUUUCAGUUACAGAAAACAUAAGAAAAGGUAAAACAGAGGGAAAAGCAAUUAUGUCAUUCUUCUAUAGUUAAAAACAAGCAUUUGUUGAGCUCCUACUAUGUACACAGUGUGGAACCAGAUGUGAGGAGCUGGCCUGAUUAUAUUCGCUAUGAUAGUUUCUUGACAUGUAGCUGUUUGAGGAAUCCUUACUGUUAUGAAUGAAACAGUGUCAUGGUGAUCACAGUAUCAGAGCUGAAUUAUGCUCAGCUUUGGGUCUCAGGAUUCAGUUUCUGGGAUAAGCGAUAAAGCCUUUUAAGAAGAAAAAAAUCCGUUCAAACUGUGUCUUAUAAAACUUUUGGAAUACGCAGGCCUUCACAUGUUUAGCUGAAUUGGGAUUAAUCUUUCUGUAGCUAUCUGCAUAAUUCAUGCUUUUCUUGCCUUCUGCCUUCUGGGUUGACAUUUUUUUUUUUAAACAACCGUACUGCCACUAUUGUUUUAAAAAUCAGAACUCUUUCCCUUUAAACUACAUUAAAUUCAAACUGAGUGUUUCUGUUUCACGAGAGAAUUACUGUUUUUCAACAUGUGGGUUUGUUUUUGUUUGUUUGUUUGAUGGGUCCCAGAAAACACUAAUAAAAGCCACAGAGACCAGC